Amblyraja radiata (thorny skate) is the source of this 1261-nucleotide messenger RNA. Its product is annotated as interaptin-like. The transcript is spliced from 10 exons. Gene Ontology annotation, cellular component: Golgi apparatus. Lineage: Eukaryota; Metazoa; Chordata; Chondrichthyes; Rajiformes; Rajidae. The coding region runs from base 119 to 1261 and encodes 380 amino acids. The record is from RefSeq and is a predicted model, not a curated record.
CCGUGAAAGCGAAGAGGCAUUAUUAGAAAGGACACAACUUGUGGAUGUGUUGGAGAAAAAGCUUGAUGGGAAGAAUCAGGAGCUAGCGGAGUUAGUUGAAGAUUUGAGCGUCAUUGAGAUGGAAAAUGAAGAACUCAAGGACAAGCUUCUGGCUGAAAAACACGGAAUGAGAACCAAGGUCCGAAAUAUGACGGAAAAGCAUGAGGCAGAUUUUAAAAAACUCAACAGAAAACACAGGACUCAGCUCCGCAAAAUCCGUGAGAAACAUGCUGAAGAAACAUCACUGAAAGAUCAGUGCUAUGUACAACUUAACAAAGAUCUGCAACUUUUACAAUCUCAUGCCUGUGCACCUCUUGCAGAACAGGCAACUUGUUCUUUAAAUGAUUACACCAAACAGAAGAUUGGGGAACUGGAAGAACAAGUGAGGCUUAUGACGCAAGAGGCUGAAAAAUCAGAGGCCAGGUUCAUUACAAUGGAAGCUCAGUCCAAAUUGAAAAUCAAUCAGAUUGAAGAGGAGCUGGACAAUGUACAGAUUGUACCUUCUCGGCAGGAGCUGCUGGAGCUCAAAGAUAUAGCCGUUGACUUGGAAGAGGAGAACGAACAGUUACACCUGAAAUUGAACUGGCUACAACACGUCGAGGCACAAAAUGAGGAUCUUCAAGCAAAAUUGGAAGAAUAUGAAGAGCAACACCAGAACAUGCAAGCAGAUUUAGAACAAGCUACCAAGGGACAAACUUCCCAGACAAGUGAAUCUGAAUCUGCAGAGGAACUGCACAGCCGCCUGAUGAAGUGGCGAGAAACGGUUUAUAAGCCAACACCGAGCCAUGACAUCGAUGAGAGGAAUGUCAUGGAAUUAAGGAUGAGGCAACUUGAGGAAGAAAGAGAAGAUUUGAUCUCAGAACUGCAGGAGCUGGAGGAAGAACUGGGGGAACUUCAGAGACGAGGACAGGAUCAAGGAUGGACAAAGCAGACCACAGCUGGCCAAAAGCUUAUGGAAAAGGAAGAACUGGAAACCCUUCAGCAAACAACACAGCAGGAGCGCAGAGAGCAAGAUCCGUCCUCCUGCAAGAAUGAAUUGGCUGAGCUAAGGCAUGGACCUCUUCUUGUCAGACCUGCACCCAGGGAGCAAACCAUUGAAGUGGAAUCAAUCGAGGAAUGUGAAGAGGCUUUGGAGAUAGACCCCAGUGAACAGGUGGUGGUGGCACGGAAGGUGAAGAGUCGAGUGAAUUUCUUCAAGCGCUUAUUUACUACUCGAAAAUGA